Messenger RNA from Brassica rapa (field mustard), 4190 nucleotides. RefSeq lists its product as uncharacterized. The record is from RefSeq and is a predicted model, not a curated record. NCBI's taxonomy places the organism in Eukaryota, Viridiplantae, Streptophyta, Magnoliopsida, Brassicales, Brassicaceae.
CAUGAAUUAAUUAGUUGAAUUAGUGAUGGGAUACGUUAGAAUAACCAAUCCGGUCUUCUACGAAAAAAAGAAAAUCUCCCGGUUUGAACCGUAUCCCAUAGAAUACCCAACUAAACCGGAUAAAUCACGGUUUAACGUUGCAACACAUUUCAGAUCGACGACCCAAAUCUCAAAUCUCCGAAUCUCAGAGAGAAGAUAAUGGCAGGCGGCGGUAACAGAGCGGAGGCGGAUCGGUGGCUCGUAACCUCAGAGAAGCUACUCGCGUCCUCCGACCUCCACGGAGCCAAAUCCUUCGCGAUCCGCGCCUGCGAAUCCGACCCGACCCGAGCCCAAGCCGCCGACUACAUCCUCGCGAUCUGCGACAUCCUCAUCGCCGGAGAGAUCCGCGUAACCGUCUCCAACCUCCCCGACUGGUACUCCGUCCUCCGUCUCGGGCGCCUGACUCAGAGCCCCGAGCACGUCGCGACUCAGUACCGCAGGCUCGCUCUCCUCCUCAACCCCUCCGUCAACCGCCUCCCCUUCGCCGACAAGGCCUUCGAACUCGUCUCCGACGCCUGGCGCGUCCUCUCCGAUCCGAUUCGAAAAUCGUCCUACGACCGCGCGCUUCAGCCGAGUCAACUCGGUGGAGCGAGUCAACUCGGAGGGAGUUUCUGGACGGCGUGUCCGUACUGCUUCGUGCUCUUCGAGUACCCGAGGGACUACGAGGAGUGCGUGAUGAAGUGUCGAGAUUGUAAAAGAGCGUUUCAAGCCGUGAGGAUUCAGAAGCCUCCCGCCGUCGUUGAAGGAGAAGAAGAUGUUUACUUCUGCUCGUGGAGCGUGUUUCCGUUAGGAUUCUCCGGUGAGUUUAAUCAAGCUCCAGCAACGAGGACCAGGUGGUCGCCUAUCUCGCCUCUCAUCGCGUGCCCCAAGAAGAGGAAAGAACCUGCUUCUCCGAGAGUCUUUUACGAUGAUGAGGAUGAUGAUGAUGACGUGUACGUUGCGAUCUCUGAUGAUGAUGAUGAGGUGGCAGUGGAUACUGGUAAAGGGAAAGGGAAAGAACCGGUUGUUGUGUCUAGACCGGUUCAUCAUAAUAAUGGUAGUAGGAAAAGAAGUGGAGCUGGAGGAGGUAAGAGCGUGGGGAGGUUGGAUUUGAAUGUGGAGCUGAGUAAUGACGUGGAGGAGGGUGGUGGGGUUAGUGGGAGAAGGGAGAGCAACAGGGAGGUGGAUAAUAUUAUCGAAGGGAUUGGCUUCUUUGAGGGGCUUGAUGAGUUUUUGAGUAGCUUGCCCAUUCUUUCUGUUGUUGGUGAUGAUAAGAUCAAGGCUACUUAGUCAAAACUGUUUCUUCUUUUGCUUUAGAUUGACUGUGUUCUGUUCUGUUCGUUGUAGGCUUUAGUCUUCAUGUUGUUGGAAUCGAAUCUGUUGAUGUAUAUGCCAAAACUUUCAGUCUUUUUGCAUCAUGGUACAUAAUCUUUUGCAUCUUAACCACCAACAUGCUUUUGUUAUAUAUCAAACUUUAUGCUAUUUGGCAAAGGAGGAAGUAAUGUGGCAGCACACAUUGCUAUAUUCGAAGUUCUUGUAGCCCUUGGAUCGAUAAGGAACUCAUUUUUUUUUGUAGUUGCUGUAGGUAUACUUACAAAUGUUAAGAGAGUCUACAAAAUCAAGAAGAUGGGGAAGCUAUUCAACCAAUGCUUAUGUGCACGUUAUUUAGAUUAUAUUAGCUCAACUGUUACUAUUCUAAAGGGUUAAGGUUGUUUCAUUGUUAAUUCAUAAAUUUGUUCAUAUGAUAGUAGAAUAUUUAGGCUCUAAACGUUCCUGAAAUUUUGACAGUGUCCUACUUAUUGACACAAUGUUCUUCUUGAACAUAGCUACAGGUCUGGCUUGCAAAUUCAAAAUCAGCUAUGCAAUAGUGCAAUUCUAAUGUUUUGGUGCGUACUUACGAUAUGUGAAGUUAGCUUUCAAGGCUGUUUGAAUGUUUUUAUAACUAUAUUUCAAUAUUUGGUAACGCUUGGGAAAAGAUGUAUACGUUUCAGGCGAGGAAGCCUGCUUUGCAAGGAAAUUGAUAGAGAAAUGGUAAAAAGAUCAUCUCACACACAAUGUUGCUAAUAAAAUGGAUAUGUGUGUUUGUCUUUUCUUGUUAACUAUUGUGAUGUCGUCAUGAAAAACAUAUUUGCUUGCUUCAUGAAUUCUAAAGCUUUGCGUCUGUCUUAAAAGCAUGUUAUUGUCUCUAAGGAUAGUCAUUUUGAGCUUGUUGUAGUAGAACUGUAUAAGCCAUUCGUGUGUGUGGAAUAUCUUAUGGUGUUAUUUAACAUCUUCUGUUUAUGCGGUGCUCACCGGACUAUGCAUAUGGUGCUGGUGGGUUUCCAGCGUGGGGAAUCCAGCCUAACUCGGUUCUCGACUUUGAAAUUGAAGUACUCAGCGUGCAGUGAUGAUGCUUUCCAGCUCAGAAAAAAAACUUAAAUGUUAAAUUAGUAAGUGGUAGUAAGUAGCAAUCCUUUAUCUUUGUUGCUUCUGAGAUCUUGUUGAAACAAAACUUUGUGACGUCACUUGCCAGUGUUCUUGUAAACUCUUUGGACAAACGUUUUAUCUUAAAUAAAAGAUCUCUUUAUUUUUGCUGAAAACAAACUUAUUUUUACAAAAUAAAAGUACUAUAACGCCACUCUACCACUGAGCUAAGAAUGUUACCCCAGUUCAUAUGAAUGUUCAAGUGUUCAAUAUGUAAUAACACAUUUUAAUUUCAAGUUGGUUGAAGUCCAUGUGUUCACUAAAAAUACCAUAAUAAUAAUCAAAAGAAAGAAAUUAUCUCAAACAAAAAUUUGAUUUUGAGUUGGGUAUAAUAAUGUGAAACCAUGAUGAAACUUUGAAUUCAACCCUUGCUAAACAGUAAUUACUAUUCUCAAUAUCAAAUCAAAUGAGAACAAAGUUAACAACAAGAAAGGAAGAAAAGGAGAAAAUACGAGAGAAGUCGUGCGGGUAAUUAAGCACUUAACAUUCCCGUGCAUUUCUUUAAUCAUAACUUAUGACUCCUUUUCUUUUUCUUUUCCUUUUUUUCCUUUUCAUAUUCAUUUUCUUUCUUUCAUUUUCUUUUUCUUUUCACCCACUACUAGACUUUUAUGUCAAUAUUUAUAUAAAAUAAUAAAGUCUACAUGAUAUUAACAAAAAUAAAACAAAAGUAUUGAGCUAAUUUUGGCGUUGCAUAAUCAAGCUAGAUGCUAACUUGUUAAUCAAAAUUAAACAACCAAAAAAGUGGUUCUAUUUUAUCCUGUUUUCCAUCACAAUGGGUGUUUGAAACACACAAACACGCACCUGAACAAAUGUAUUAGAAUAUAGAGUUGAUUAAAGCAGGAUAUAAAAGCUGGAUCAUACUUUCACUAACUUAGCUUUCACUAAAAAUUAAAAGAGAAAACGUAUGGACCUUUUACUUUAACAAACAAUCAACAAAGUAUUUUAUUAAGAGAAAAUAAUAUUAUUAAUUAAUGCUAAAUGGAUGAUAAACCUGAAAUUAUGGACCGCGAGAGUUUGUCAUCAUAUAUACCAUAAUCACGUAUAUACACGUUCGUCCCCCUUGCCUCCAUUUCUUCCGAGCGAAGCACCAAUAACAAUUCUUUUAAUUACUACAAGAUUAGUUUCCAAGUAACAUUUCUUUUUAUUUGUAUAAUCAGAAUUGUAUUAUUACAUUUCAAAAUAUGUAACAUGUGCGUUAAUACCAGUUUCCUUGAGAAGAUCAGAAACAUAAAAACAAGUAUUUGCUUACUAAUUUGUUUUAUCUUAAACCAAACCUAAUUCAAACCGGAACAAAUCAAACCAAACUGAAAUGAAUUUAAUUUUCCUUGAGAAGAUAAGAAAUAUAAAACAAUAUUUUCUUAUAAGAAAUAUAAAAUAAGAUUUGCUAAGUAUUUGGUUUUUAAUUUGUUUUAUCUUAAACCAAUCAUAAUUCAAACCGGAACAAAUCAAACCAAACCGAAAUGAAAUAAACUACAGAUUAGAGAUUUUGAUCAUAUUACCAUUGUUGCCACUUACGUACUAGUACACAUAAGUGAGGGUGUUUUGGUAAAAGCACAAAAGCGUCAAUAAACAUGUUUAUAAAGCCUUGUUAUUACCACUUAACACUUGCGUGUGGCUUCUAACAUUAUUGUUCUGCUCGUUGGUCACUUUCAUCUUCUCUCUUAUUAUCUCCUCUUCGCUUUUCCAUUGAUUCAUUCAGCUAAAGAAAC